Messenger RNA from Leguminivora glycinivorella, 1643 nucleotides. Its product is annotated as myrosinase 1-like. Gene Ontology annotation, molecular function: beta-glucosidase activity. Gene Ontology annotation, biological process: carbohydrate metabolic process. Bases 88 to 1623 code for a protein of 511 amino acids. The transcript has 10 exons. The record is from RefSeq and is a predicted model, not a curated record. Lineage: Eukaryota; Metazoa; Arthropoda; Insecta; Lepidoptera; Tortricidae.
GACCGUAAUAUAGGGUUGUUAUUGUAAGCAAUGUCAUAAGUUAUCGUCCAGCGUUCACUGAUCGGCCGGACGCAGGGACGGACAGACAUGUCGCGAUACGCUGUGUUACUCAGUUUGGCGGUCAUUUGGAUCGGGAAUCCAGGUGAGCUCGUUAGACUGCAGAAAGGCGAGAACAUUAUAAGCUAUAAUCCCGCGCAGCUUUGCUUCUCCAACCGAAGUUUUGCGUUCGGAGUGGCCACCGCAGCCUAUCAGAUCGAAGGCGGAUGGAACGCUUCAGGCAAGAGUGAGAGCAUCUGGGACCGCUACACCCACACCCACCCGGAGUGGGUCUACGACCACGAGAAUGCCGACGUGGCCACAGAUUCCUACCACAAGGCCAAAGAAGACGUCCAAUUGAUGAGAACCCUGGGCGUUCAGUUUUACCGGUUCUCUAUCUCCUGGCCGAGGAUUCUGCCGGAAGGAUUCAAUAACAAAAUCAACGAGGAUGGCGUACGCUACUACAACGAGCUCCUCGACGAAUUGGAGGGAAACAAGAUUGGAGCCCUAGUGACCAUGUACCACUGGGACCUCCCGCAGUCUCUCCAGGAUCUCGGAGGCUGGACCAAUCCCAUCAUGGCUGACUACUUCGUUGACUAUGCCAGGGUCCUCUUCCAAACCUUUGGCGACCGCGUAAAGACCUGGUUAACCUUCAACGAACCACUGACCUUCUGCCACGACGGCUAUGGGGGUGGGGACGCGCCCGGCGGCCGCGCCAGUGGUCUUGAGGACUAUAUGUGUGCCCACAAUGUUCUGCGGGCACAUGGCAUGGUGUACAGAAUGUACAAGGAAGAGUUUGAUAAGGAUCGCCAAGGCUAUGUAGGAAUCUCUCUGGACAUGCCCUGGAUGGAGCCAGCCUCUCCUUCUGCUGCGGACAAGACUGCUGCUGAAACUGCAAGACAAUUCCUGUUUGGCUGGUUCGCGCACCCAAUAUUCUCCACCCAAGGCGACUACCCCCCAAUAAUGCGUCAACGAAUCGACGCAAUCUCCAGACGUCAGAAAUUCGCUCGUUCCCGGCUCCCUUCCUUCACUGAAGCAGAAAUCAUCAACAUACGAGGAUCGUACGACUUUCUGGGGCUCAAUCACUAUACAACUAACUUGGUGAAGCCUGGGACGGGGAAGAUCAGUUUGAAGCCGAGCUAUGACGAUGAUAUGGGAGUAAAGUUGACGGUGAACCCGAAGUGGCCGAAGAGUAAUUCUACUUGGUUGAGGGUUGUACCAUGGGGCUUCCGAAAAACCCUGAACUGGAUCAAGAACACCUACAACAACCCGCUCGUAGUCGUCACAGAGAACGGGGUAUCCCUCGAGAAAGGGUUAGACGACGCUAAAAGGGUUAACUACAUCGACAGCUACCUGCGGUCGCUGCAUGCCGCGAUUUAUAAGGACGGCUGUGAUGUGGUCGGGUACACGCAUUGGUCGUUGCUGGACAACUUUGAGUGGAUGAGAGGGUUCUCUGAGCGUUUCGGUCUAUUCGAAGUGGACUACAGGAGCCCGGACCGAACGCGGACCGCGCGCCGCUCCGCGCACUACUACGCCACCGUCGCCAAGACUGGGUGCUUGCCCGACAAGCACGACUAUAAAUAUUAAAUGUACAGAAUGCGAGACUG